Messenger RNA from Paramecium octaurelia, 821 nucleotides. Lineage: Eukaryota; Ciliophora; Oligohymenophorea; Peniculida; Parameciidae. The record is from the annotation of a GenBank genome assembly.
AUGUCUAAGGAAAAUUAUAAUCCAUCAAUUUAGGCUGAAUAAAUUGAUAUAAUUAGAAAAAAACCUAGUCUCAAUUGUCAGCCAGAAUAGAAUUACUAAAAUGAUCAGUAUUUCUUAUUUUUAUUAAAUAACUUCUCAUUUAGAAAUGAAUUAUAGAAUAUGAAAGCAUGCAAUUAAGAACCUAUUUUUUUUGAAGUCCCUAAAGUGGAAUAGAAACUUAGUUUAUAUGAUAUCAUAGUAGUAAAAUAAAUAGAAUCCAAACAAUUAGGCAAAUUGUAUACACUAUAUUUAUCAGUUAGAAUUCAUGCAUCUCAUUAAUUAGGAGGUGUAUUUUUAUUUAUUGUAAAUGCAGUUAAAAUACUUGGCUUAAAUAAAUUCACUGUUGUUUCAUUUACUAUAGCCAUCUUGAUCAUUAUAUCGUAACAAAUAAAUAUUUUACAAUGAGUUCUCUACUUUGGAUUUUUAGUGUUGCCAUCGGAACGAUUGGUAUCAAAAGACAAAAGUAUAAUUCCCUAAUCUUUUAUUUUUUGGGAAUAACUGUAUCAUUUUUCAUUGAAUUUUCAAGUACUAUUGUUAUUUUAGCAACAAAUCAUAUUGCCGAUCAUUAAUUAGGGAUCUAUAAUAAAAAUGUUGUAAUAAGGUUAAAGUAACAAAUAUCUCAUAGAAUAAUCAUAUUCAUGACACUUGAGUUUAUGGUAGUUCUCUAUUAGCUCUUGAUGCUUAGAUCUGUGGGUCAAAUCAGACAAUUAUUUAUUGACAUUGAAAGAUUAUAAACGGAGAAUCAAAGUAAUAAUGAUAUCGAAAUCUAAAAAAUGUUAUGA